Cicer arietinum (chickpea) is the source of this 1485-nucleotide messenger RNA. RefSeq names its product protein trichome birefringence-like 21. Gene Ontology annotation, molecular function: O-acetyltransferase activity. Lineage: Eukaryota; Viridiplantae; Streptophyta; Magnoliopsida; Fabales; Fabaceae. The record is from RefSeq and is a predicted model, not a curated record. Gene Ontology annotation, cellular component: Golgi apparatus.
CUUCGAUUGUAGUGUACAUUGCUGUUUGCAGACAAUUAGUAGCAGUUUUGGUGUACCUUAUUCAGUGCAACUAACCCUUUUUUUUUUAUUAUUAGUUUAAAGUUGAGUCCUUUAUCACAUUAUCACACACAGCAACAGCCAUGGAAUCUGAGGCAACAGAGCUUUUCAAAAGCAAAUUUGCACUAAAAAACAUACCCAAACGCGUUUUCAUUUUUCCAAUCACAGCACUAAUCCUGGUCAUACUUCUUCCUCUAUUCACACACUUAAAUCAAUCAUCUUCAAAAUUUCUAUUCACAACUACUGUGGUGGAAACAACAAGCUGCAAUUUAUUUUCUGGAAAAUGGGUUCCUUAUCAAAAACAACCUUAUUACAACGAAAGUUGUCCUUUUAUAACGGAGAAACAAAACUGUCUAUUGCAUGGAAGACCCGAUACAGAUUUCCUCAAAUGGAGAUGGAAACCAAAUGAUUGUGAGCUUCCGAUGUUUGAUGCAAUUCAGUUCUUCAAGCUUGUUAAGGGAAAGUCAAUGGCUUUUGUUGGGGAUUCAAUUGGGAGAAACCAGAUGGAAUCAUUGCUCUGCCUCUUAAAUUCUGUAGCUCAUCCUGAGGACAUUACAACCAAAUAUGUAUCCAAUAUUGAAGACCUAACAUAUUUCAAAUGGUGGUUCUAUGCUGAUUAUAAUUUCACCAUUACAAUGUUGUGGUCCCCUUUUCUAGUAAAAUCCUCUAAAUCUUACAUCUACAAUAGUUCUUUCUACCAACCUGAAAAUCUUUAUCUAGAUGAGCCAGAUACAGCUUGGACAAGUCGAAUUGAAAAUUUCGACUACGUGAUUUUCUCAGGUGGACAAUGGUUUUUCCGACCAUUCAUAUUCUAUGAAAAUGGUUCGGUUGUUGGAUGUCAAAAAUGCAACAACUCAAUAGAACUCAAUUUUUAUGGAUACAAAAAAGCAUACCAAACAGCUCUCAAAACUAUGACAAAUCUUAAAAGAUUCAAAGGGUUGGCAUUUUUAGUGACACAUUCUCCAAACCAUUUUGAAAAUGGUGCAUGGAAUGAAGGUGGAGGUUGCAAUAGAACACAACCUUUUAUUAAAGAUCAAGAAUGGGAGGUGCAUCCAUAUGGUCUAGAGAUAUUACAUCAAAUACAAUUCGAGGAAUUUAGCAUUGCAAAGAAGGUAGCAGGAGAGAAUGGUCUGCGUCUUGGUUUGAUCGAUAUAACGGAUGCAAUGUUGAUGAGGCCGGAUGGACAUCCUAAUAAAUAUGGGCACGCUCUAGAAAAAAAUGUGAGUCUAAUUAAUGAUUGUGUUCAUUGGUGUAUGCCAGGGCCUGUUGAUACAAUUAAUGAGAUUUUUCUCUAUCUCAUGAGAAUGGUUUAACAAUAGAUAUUCUGAUUUUUUGUUUCAAAAUGUACACUAGUGUUUAGGAAAAAACUCAAUAAAGAUUGUGUAGUUUAACUGUAUUAUUUGAAAAAUAAAAAUUAAUUUUUUAAUA